GCAUUUCAUUGGAUGUCGAUCCAGAGAGUGCAGUGUGGUCAGUUCAAACCGAAGUUAGGCUUUGAUUGAACAGUACUGAUAAAAACAUAUCGCUUUUGACAAAGAUGGCAAACAUGUUUUUUGAUCAACUUUCUUCUAGCGCCAAAAAUAAAGAGAAAACGUCUUCGUCGCCUUCGUCUAAAGAUAAUCACUCAGUGACCAAAAGGUUGCAGCAGGAACUAAUGACCUUGUUGAAAUCAGGAGAGCCUGGUGUGUCAGCAUUUCCAGAUGGUGACAAUCUUUUCUGUUGGGUUGGCACCAUUGAAGGUGGUACUGGAACGGUAUACGAUGGACUGAAGUACAAGUUGUCGUUGGUAUUUCCAAGUGGUUAUCCAUACAAACCUCCAACCGUCAAGUUUGAUACUCCUUGUUACCACCCGAACGUGGACACCCAUGGCAACAUCUGUCUUGAUAUCCUCAAGGAGAAGUGGUCAGCUCUCUACGAUGUCCGAACCAUCCUGCUGUCCAUACAGAGCCUGCUUGGUGAACCCAACAUUGACAGCCCCCUGAACAGCCACGCAGCUGAUUUGUGGCAUAAUCAAACAGCCUACAAGAAAUACCUGCUGGAGAAUUAUGACCGGGAUGUCCGCAGCAAGCAGAGCUCAUGACAAGAUCACAUGUAGUGUUGCCCCUGGUUUACCACCUCUCGAUACCCUUCACUCUGCCUCUCCUCCACCCAUUCCACCUUUGUAGUCUUACAGCAUACAUUUCCAACACCCAGCAUUCUCGCGUCAGUGUUGCCUGACAACACAACAUUCUCACGUCAGUGUUGCCUGACAACACCCAACAUAUAUAUAAGUGUUACCUGACGACAGGCAACAGUCUUACAUAGAUGACACAUUCACCCCUCCAUGUUGUCUGAAAACAUCAUAUUCUCACCUCAGUGUUGCCUGACAACACCC
Haliotis rubra (blacklip abalone) is the source of this 941-nucleotide messenger RNA. RefSeq names its product ubiquitin-conjugating enzyme E2 C-like. Lineage: Eukaryota; Metazoa; Mollusca; Gastropoda; Lepetellida; Haliotidae. The record is from RefSeq and is a predicted model, not a curated record. Bases 105 to 647 code for a protein of 180 amino acids. The transcript is spliced from 5 exons.